UCAGUUUGGGUUAAAUUAUUCACUGGUAGGUAACCAGGCCAGAGAAUUCAGUGUGGCGUUGACGGCCACCGUGUGUAGACGUGGGAGUUCUGUGCUCUGCAAACAUUACCACUGACGUUUCUCAUUUAACAUUGACGAACCGUGUUCAAGGAAUGCUGAUGGACGGACUUGGGUGUAUAAUUAGUUCUAAGAGUUAUAUACCUGAAUUAUGAAAGCUAAACUAGGAUUUGGAAGGCACAUGUAAUUGCCCGGGUAGCGUGUUUUACAUGAUUUGCGAUGUUGUGAAAUAGUUUACCGAUUUUCAGCAUUGAGAGGUAAAAAAAAUCAAACAUUUAGUGGGAAAAAAGAUGGUUAAUUACACACAAGUGUUUAUCUGAACAUUACAUAAUUUAUAGUAUGAUAUUAACUUUACAAUGAACUGUACCCACCAAGGUGAUGGAUGUUACUAAAACAUUGUAGUGUUUUUCAUUGGUUCAUAUUUCCUGUCAGUAAUGCGUGGACCCACUAUGUGUUGGCGAGUAGUAUUAAAACUUGUGUUGGUGGUGGAGGGGACCAAGAGUGUGGUUGUAAGCGAAGUAAACGUUAAUAAUGGCAGCCAAUGGGCAACCCAGCCUCUGACGGGAACUGCCAUGAUGUCCGCUUUGCCCUCUUCCCAAUUGAUGGAGGUCGCGCACUACGGCAUCAAGGAACGCCACCUGCCUUCUGAAGCACCUCGCCACCCGCACAGACCUGUUGAGAGAAAUAGAAAACCCAUCCCGAGAGGAUCAGUAGCCAUUAACACUUACUACAACCCUACUACUGGUCUUGCUCGCCACCCUCACAGCCCUGGUGUCGACUCCCCUCGAGCCUAUCCUGGAGCACCUGAAGGGUCUGCAGGGACAGUUAGUGUGUGGAUGGACUCUCUGCCGUCUGGUAAAGAUGGCAAACCUGGAACCUCUGUAAGGAGUCUGGACCCGCUGGAAUACCUUGUCGAGGACGAAGAUGAGGCUGAACCUGGCACGUUGCAAGCAGCCUUGCAUACACUAUGGACACAAAGAUACGAUGCAUAUAAUACCCUGGAGGAGACCAAGUCUGCUGUUGCUGCUGUCCACCAUGCUUGGGAUACCUUACAGAACCACCAUCCACACUCAAACGCUCACCAUAUAGACACCCAUUCAACCCACAACUACAAACCUGCAAGCUCAACCAAAGUGUUUGGUCACCGCCACAGUUUUGCAGGAUCUGAUGUGGGGACAGCAGAUGUUUCUGCUGCAAUAAAAUUUGCUAAUUAUGGUCCUGGAAAGAUUUCAGAUGGUCAUAUUCAGCAUUCGAUGGUUUUUGGUGCUCAUCACGCUUUUCCCACUGUUGGAGGACAGGGAUUUAUUUCAGGAAUGCCAUUGCAACCAGAGAAGAACCAGAACUCAAUUGGGAUGAAUGUAAGGGUUCAUCCUGCAGCAGCCAGGCCAGAAGGAAGAAUAAGAAGUACAGGAGCCAUUUACCCAACUGGUAUAUCAGAUAUAGCUUCAAAACUCCCAUACCAGAAACUCCCUACUUUAAAGCAGCCACCAAGAGACUUGCAGACUCGCCUUCAGAUGGUCAAGAGAAGGCUGUCAGCUGGUCCAGCAGGUAUCUCCAGUUCUAUGGGUCAUAAUACUCUACCCACCACCAACCUCAUUGCUCACAACCUACAGCACACAGAUUAUGAAUCCCAGGCAUUUCCUGAUCACAAGAGUUUGGAUCAACCCUGGUCUAACAUUCCACAUCUUAUAGUGCAUUCAUCUACCUCUCCUGGACACCUGAAUAGCCAAGCAAGUGCUGGAAAUACACAGACUGGUUUAUCUUUGGCUGAAGCCAUGCCACUGGCAAACCUUAUGGACCAUCCACUUAAAAAGAACUUUCUUAUAAAUUCGAAAGAAGUGUCAAAGCAAGCUGGUGCACCUUGGCCACACAUUUUAAUUAACUUUCAUCAUAUUUCAGGUUUCAAGAAUAAAGCUGGGAAUGGAAUGAGCACAUUACAUCAACAGGAAAGUAGUAAUUGGAUGUAUCGGAUGGGGCAGAUGGUGUCUGGAGUGUCUAAGCAACUUCCAAGCAUUGACAAAGCUGUCACUACGAUGUCUUUCCUAGCUUUUGGCAUUUUCAUGGCUAACUUGGUGGUACAAGCCAUAGCUAAUACAACCACCUUGAACUCGCUCCUGGGUCGAGAGGAUGAGAUUAAUUUCAGUGGACUGCAGCUUGACUUUUCUUCCCUUGCAUUUGAAUUUAUGGAUAAUCUUGGCCUUGAAAAAGAUGUUGAUGACAAUCAUAAAAACAACACACUGCUUAAGAAAGUGGCACAGGUCAUCAGUCAGGUCUACAUUAGUCUUCAUGAGAUAGCCAGAGUUGGUAUGGCACACCUGAUAUCAGUUCUAGGGCUUCAUAUACCAUCAUUAAAUACUCAACCCAGGGCUGCUAAUCUUGAGCCAGGAUGCAUGCAGCGACUUUUGUGCGAGGGACAUAAUAUAACCACACCCAGCUUUAAAAAAACAGCCUCUUAUAGACUUCUGCCCUUUUGGACGGGUCAGUGCCAUAGUUCUAUGGUUUUAACUCUGGGGGGUGUUGUUGGUUAUUUUGGGGACUCCCAACAUUCCAAAAUACUGAGGAGUGCGCAGAGGUUGCAGGAGCAAGGCCUAGAUUGUGCGUUUCUCUUUCCAGAAUGUACGGACUUGAUGACCCUAGAAAAGUUCAUUCCUCACAGUGUCAAAUUACAAGGCUCAGGUUGACAAAGAUAAACGAGGGAUAGGUUUUAACAAAUUGGGAAAGUUGUCCUUGGUAAAUACAGUGCUAAAUUUA
Molecule: messenger RNA, 2808 nt
Organism: Cherax quadricarinatus
Lineage: Eukaryota; Metazoa; Arthropoda; Malacostraca; Decapoda; Parastacidae
Source: RefSeq, a predicted model, not a curated record